Molecule: messenger RNA, 566 nt
Organism: Cuscuta campestris
Lineage: Eukaryota; Viridiplantae; Streptophyta; Magnoliopsida; Solanales; Convolvulaceae
Source: the annotation of a GenBank genome assembly
CUAGUUUGCAAAAUUUUCUGUAGAUGGCAAACAACAACAACCCUUUUAACCUGCGUUACAUCCUGGAAAAUAAUAAGUUAUCCGGGACCAACUUUCUUGACUGGGAGAUGAAUCUCCGAAUCAUUCUUAACUGUGAGAGGAAACUCUACAUCCUCGAAACGGAUCCUCCCAAGACCCCUGAUGCUAAUGCUCGUGCGUCCGAACUCACUUCCUUCAAGAAGUAUGAGGACGACGCGCGAGAUGUAAAGUGUAUCAUUAUGGCCAGUAUGACCGCGCAGCUCCAAAGGCUCCACGCGGACAUGGAAGUGCGUCCUAUGAUACAAUGCUUAAGAGACCUUUACCAGGGUCAACCCCAAAACUCAGAACUUGCAUGAAUGUAGUCAAUUGACGGAGGGAGAGAUACAAUUAAAAGUCAGCAAUGGCGCACUCGUCUAUGCAUUGGCCGUCGGAACCUAUAGUUUAUCUCUACGUAGUGGUCUAAUAUUGCAUUUGAAUAAUUGUCUCUUUGUACCUAGUAUGAACAGAAACAUCAUUUCUGUAUCCUGCCUUGACAAAGCAGGAUUUUC